AUGCCAGCUCCUCCGUCCAGGACAGGAAAGAGGCCGCCCAUGCUGGCAGGUGCAAGAGAGUACCAGCAGCCCGACCAGGGUGCUAUUUGUGGUGCUAUUCAAUGUCCCAUAGGAUCAAGUCCAAAAUAUAAAGAUUUGCAGAGUUUUCAUGAGUCGGAGAACUGUUCAAGCUCAUAUGUUGUGGACAGAACCUCUGACUUCACCAGAGUUUUGUCCAAGACAGGGAGUCACUUGUGUUCCAUGGUGAUGUAUUUUUUUGUUACGUCUAGAUGGUAUCGAGGUAAAAUCACUGCAGUCGAGGACCAGGGGUUUAGAGUGGAUUUUUUUGACUAUGGUGACAAGGAAGUUGUCGAUCUGGACAAGGUGAAACCGUUGCCUGAGGAGUACUCCAAGUUGCCCUGUCAAGCCAUCGAAUGCAAGCUGCAUGGGCUCAAGCCUGUAGGUGAUUUAUGGAAGGAUGAAGCAGGAAAUGCAUUAUGGGACAUGGCACAGUUUCUGACGGAUGAGAAAUGUUUGGUUGCCAAGGUGAUCUCGGAACAGCCAUCCUCCCUCUCCGACUCACAGACGUACACGAUAUUGCUCUAUGACACGACAUCUCACGAUGACCUGUCUCUCGCACAGGAACUCGUGUGGAAGGGAUACGCAAACUGUGAUACUGCUGGGGACCUGAAGGAUCUGUUCAGCAGGCCAUUACUCACCAGAAAGGUUUAUCCAACACCUGUCCACAAAAUAAAGGAUAUCUGUUCUCUCAUUUAUUGGUCUCAGGUUGACAACCCUGAUCUUGCUGUGAGUAAAAGUGCAGAAGUUCAGUGCAUAAUCUCGGAGAAUGUUCGGUCUCCCAGGUUUGAAGAGGUCCUUCUGGAAAGCAGGUCAGUCCGUGAUCUCUGUUGUUUGAUUGGCUAUUUGACUAACGAGCAGGCUCACGACCACAUCCUGCACAGUGUUACACAGAUAAUUCUUCACUCCGAAAGUAUCUGUAAGGCUUGUCUAGCAGAGGGAAUAUGCAUGUCACUACUUCGUUGUAUUGGACAGGGAAUGAUUCCUCAAAUUCAGCAACAAGCCUGUCAUGCUCUCUGUGAAAUGAUAGUUAAUGAAAGCUUCAGAACCGCUUUGGCAGAAUCAAAUCCAAUAUCGACAUUGUUUGAUUACCUAAAAACCAUAGAUGAUGAACAGCUCCAGUGUUGUGUAUUCCAGUUGUUGUCUGCUUUGCUGCAAGGAUCAGAAAGCUGUCAUUCUCAGGUAACACGAGAAGCUGUCCUGAAGGGUGUCAUCAACAGCAUGAGUAACUCUAACUGCGAUAAGUGUAUUUACCAAUGCGCUCUGUUUUGUCAGUUCUUGUCACAAGCAAGUCGCAAGAACAAAACUCUUCUCCUUGAACACAAGGUGGUGGUUGUAUUAAACAGUCUACUCAACCAGUCUCUGGACUCAAAGACUCGUGGUCUUUGUCAAGCGCUCGAGUCAUCUCUAACGAUCCGGUUACCAGAGCAGCAUGUUAUUAUGAAUCAACGUUGUGUGGAUACAGGCAGUACCAGAUCCACACCCGCUGUGACAUGGGUUCAGGAUACUUUUAAAAUUGUCCUGGCUGUCAAGGUCAGUGGAGCUAAGAAGGAAGACUUCAAUGUGAAAGAAAACUCUGUUCACUUCAGAAGAACUUCGAAUGGAAUUAAUCAACAGUUUGACUACAAACUCUUUGGUGAGAUUUUACCACAAAAGACAGGAAUUUCAGUUCGCCCCAGUGAAGUUCUUCUUUCUCUGAGAAAGGUUGAAAAGGGAAAAUGGAGCAGACUGACCAAAGAUAAACAGAAGCUUUCCAGUCUUACGGUGGACUUUGAAAAGAUGGCCACGAGUUCCGACAGUGAAGUGUCUGAGGAGGAGGAUCCCUUCAUUCUGGUUAAAGGUGUCCGUGCUCCACAAAAAGUGCAGGCUUUAGUAUAUGUCAACGUAACAAUCCACUGUUUAAUAACAACUUGA
Gigantopelta aegis is the source of this 1971-nucleotide messenger RNA. RefSeq lists its product as uncharacterized. The coding region runs from base 1 to 1971 and encodes 656 amino acids. The record is from RefSeq and is a predicted model, not a curated record. The transcript has 19 exons. Gene Ontology annotation, biological process: spermatogenesis. Lineage: Eukaryota; Metazoa; Mollusca; Gastropoda; Neomphalida; Peltospiridae.